CAGAAUAUGAAUGAUGUCUAUCUGGAGGGAGACAUCACAGUUCCUGGGGCUCCAACUGAGGAAGACGACCAAGAGUUUAACACUUUAGAUGAACCUGUACGGGAAACUAUUAUGCGGGAUGCCAGAGCAGUUGGCAAGAAGUUCUUCCAUGUUAUGUACCCAAAGGAAAGCAAAGCACUUCUCAGAGAAUGGGAUCUGUGGGGUCCUUUGAUCCUGUGUGUGUUCUUGGCAAUGAUGCUACAAGGGUCGACAGAGACGGCCGAUAGUCUGAGUACGGGUGGUCCACAAUUUGCAGAGGUGUUUGUCAUAUACUGGGUUGGCUCUCUAAUAGUCACACUAAAUACGAAACUCUUAGGAGGCUCAAUCUCAUUUUUCCAAAGUGUGUGUGUGUUAGGCUACUGUGUAUUCCCACUUAGCGUAUCUCUAGUCAUCUGCCGUAUUAUCUUGAUUGCAACACAAACUACGGCACUAUUCAUUGUCAGGUUCAUUGUAGUCAUGCUUGGAUUUGGCUGGUCUACAUUUGCAUCGACAGCCUUUUUAGCAGACUCGCAACCACCACAUAGAAAAGCCCUGGCGUUAUAUCCAAUAUUUCUCUUCUAUUUCGUCAUAAGCUGGUUGAUCAUCUCAAAUACACAUUCUAGUUAGCUAUGGACAAUACUAUUAGGAUAGGAGUGACGCAAGGCAUGAGGCAGACAGCACCUACAAAUAGUGCAAUUAAUGACUAAGUGGUUCAACGCAGGUUAUAGUUUAUGCUCCUGUGUAUAAUUUGGCUUUAAAUGUGUGCAUAUAGGGUGGGAUAUUGUUAUUCAACUUCAUUGGUAUUCAAUCAUAAUUCAAUUCAUU
Molecule: messenger RNA, 843 nt
Organism: Owenia fusiformis
Lineage: Eukaryota; Metazoa; Annelida; Polychaeta; Sabellida; Oweniidae
Source: the annotation of a GenBank genome assembly